AUCUGGCCGGAUUCAGAGCAGCACCACUUACUCACGGCGCUGCUGUAGAUAUUAAAGCAGCCUGUCGCUACAAAGGCGUUUUCUCUUCUGGAGCUGCAUCCAGGCGGAUGCGCAGUAGAGGCGAUCCCGCACAGCUGCAGCCUCAAAGCCACACCGGGACCCUUCAGGUUGCGUUUUGCCCGUGGUCUCUCACUCUCUCUCUUUUUCUCGACAGGGGAAAUUAGAGUAAUAUUUCACCGCUUAGAGAGGAUCGCAAAGGAGUCUUCCUUUAUCUGCUGGUUAUGGAUUUCUUGAAGGGCAUCGCUGGUUUCGCAGGCCGUCACAUGUUAUAGGAACCAAGACGCGUGUUUCGGGACACCUGAAUUAUCUCCAAGCGGCAAUUUUAGGCAAGACACUCAGUAUGCUGCCAGCCCUCCUGGGAGGAAAUAAGCUCAAUCCCACCUUCCUUUGACUUGGCUCGAUGUUUCAGCUACAAGGUGUAUCAACCUGAUAAAAAGCCAAAUGGAGUCUCUCCUGGUGUAUCUGAUAGUCCUCGGCGUGGCUGUGAAGGCACACAAAGUUCAAAUCUGUCCCAAGCGCUGCGUCUGCCAGGUGCUUAACCCCAAUUUGGCCACACUGUGUGACAAAAAGGGGCUUCUGUUUGUGCCCCCUAACAUUGACAGGCACACGGUGGAGAUGCGCCUUGGGGACAACUUUGUAACCAGCAUCAAACGCAAAGACUUUGCAAACAUGACCAAGCUGGUAGAUCUGACUCUCUCUCGGAACACUAUUGGCUCCAUCGCACCGCAUGCUUUCAGAGACCUGGAGAACCUACGAGCCCUUCACCUUGACAGCAACCGGCUAACCCGCAUCACCAACGACACCUUCAGUGGCAUGUCCAAGUUGCACCACCUCAUCCUCAACAACAACCAGCUCACCCACAUCCAAAGCGGGGCCUUUAAUGACCUGACAGCACUGGAGGAACUGGACUUGUCUUAUAACAACUUGGAAAGUGCCCCUUGGGUGGCCAUUCAGAGAAUGUCCAAUCUCCAUACGCUCAAUUUGGAUCAUAACAUGCUUAGCUACAUCCCAGAGGGUACCUUCUCUGGGCUGCAGAAGCUUAAGAGACUGGAUGUGACCUCCAACAAGCUCCAGAAGCUUCCUCCUGAUCCUAUUUUCCAGAGAGCCGGGGUCCUGGCAACCUCUGGGAUAAUGGGACCUACGUUGUUCGCGCUCAGCUUCGGGGGGAACCCGCUGAGGUGUAACUGUGAGCUGCUUUGGCUGCGGAGGUUGCGGCGGGAGGAUGAUUUGGAGACCUGUGCUUCACCACAACACCUUGCUGGACGUUAUUUCUGGACUGUUUCGGAGGAAGAGUUCCUUUGUGAGCCUCCUCUCAUCACCAGACACUCUCAGGAGCUGCAAGCUUUGGAGGGUCAGAGCGUGACUCUGCGCUGCAAGGCUAGGGGCGACCCUGACCCCAUUAUCCACUGGAUUGCACCCGAUGGACGCCUUAUGUCCAACUCCUCCAGGGCUGUAGUCCACACCGAUGGAACGCUGGACAUCCUAAUCAGCACUGUGAAGGACUCUGGUUCCUUUACCUGCGUGGCUUCCAACCCAGCCGGAGAGGCCCAGCAGACAGUGGAUCUGGUCAUUACUAAACUCCCUCACAUCACCAAUAACACAGUGGCAGAGCAGGAGCCUGACCCCGGCUCAUCAGAUAUCGCCACAGUGACCAAGACGGGGGCAGAGGCAGGAGGGGUACCGCUGGGGAAUGCAAAGACGAACCAGGAGAAGAAAGUAGUAAUUGCUGAGGCCACCUCGACCUCAGCCCUGGUCAAGUUCAAUUUCCACAGGAGUAUUCCUGGAAUCCGCAUGUUUCAGAUCCAAUAUAAUGGAACUUAUGAUGAUUCACUGGUAUACAGGAUGAUACCCCCCACCAGUAAGAACAUCCUAGUAAACAACCUAGCGGCUGGUACGCACUACGACUUGUGCGUGCUGGCCAUCUACGACGACCAGGUGACCUCACUGACUGCCACUAGGGUGAUAGGUUGCGUCCACUUCACCACUGAGCCGCAGUACCUGAGAUGCCAUUUCAUGCAGUCCCAGUUUCUCGGUGGUACCAUUGUGGUUAUCAUCGGAGGGAUUAUCGUGGCCUCUGUGCUCGCUUUUAUCAUUUUCCUCAUUGUGCGUUAUCGGGUGUGUAACCAUGGGGAUGGAGAUAAGGCGCUAGAGAUGGGGGAUAUUAGGUCACUGAGCAGUGAUGGACAGCUACAAGGCUGUGGGAUUCCCAAGUCCCUCUCUAAGCAGGUUCUGCGGCCAGAGAAGAAUGACAAGGACUGCCUCCGUGUUGCCCUGCCUCCCCCGGAGCCAGCCAAGCAGCGACCACCUGUCGUGGUAGCAACCACAAAACCUUCUGUCCCCGACUGCACGGUCUCUUCCUCCGCCGGCAGUCACAGCUGGCACCCAGCCUCCCCAGGGGCUCCGAGACCCAAACGUCCGACCGCUCCGACAAAACCCUCAGAGGCUCGCCGAGCUGAAGCAGAUGUCGAGCUCGACAACAUGAACCGGAAUAACUCGUCGGAAGUGAAAAUGGCCACAGCCAUCGCGCUCACUGUACCGGGCCAGCCGACCAAGUGGACUGCCGUUCCCAGGGGUCCGCGGCCCCACCAGGCCGCUCGACAUUACAUGACUGUGCCCGCAGGAGGGGUGAGGGUGAACCGCAGGCACUCCUUUAAUGCAGACUCAUAUGCGGAGCGCUGCUAUGUGGCCUACCCAAAAACUGGGGCCAGUCUGCGCUCCAAACGCAGCCUGUCGAUGAGCGGAGAGUUGCCGCAGCUCGAGAGCACAACAAACAUUCGCCGGGCCAGGGACAAGCUCUCUAGGUCUGAGUGGCUUCUGGAGAGCACUUUAUGAUUUUGAAGUUUACUACCUGCACUCUCUUGGAUUGCUGGAUUGGAUUUGUGGCCCGUUGUGGAGCAGACAGGAUUUUAUGCCAUGUUUUUUUGAGCUUUUGCGCUCUUUAUCGAGGGACCUGUAGGCUUCUCUCAUAUAUCUGGGAGAAGGCAGGCGUACAGGGUGUAUGGGAAAUGUUUCACGUUUGUUUUCUACCUUAUAACCUAUCAAAGUCUUCUUUAUAACGGAAUUUGAUCAAACUUUGAUGAAAGGCACAACAAUGUAUAAAUCAACUUCAUGUACAAAAAUGUUUAGUUGUGUGAGAUACUGUAUAUCUCAGUACAACAGUAAGUGUUCAUGUGGUAUUGAAUGCAGUAAACCUGGACAUACUGUAUUAUAACAGAAGCAUCACGCAGGGGGAUGGGGUUAUUAUACUUACUAUCUCAUUGCCUGUUACUUAAAGUGAUACAAUCUCUGUAGACUACGAACAUGAUUCUUGUCUCCAGCUCUGCAGACAGUGACAUGUCUUAAUUACUUCGGAUGUGGUUUUGGAGAGAUUACGAAUGUGCUUUACAUCCCAGAGGUGUAGGAAAAGAAUGUAGUAGACUGACAGCGCU
Messenger RNA from Archocentrus centrarchus (flier cichlid), 3488 nucleotides. It is a transcript of the gene lrfn5b, whose product is annotated as leucine rich repeat and fibronectin type III domain containing 5b. Gene Ontology annotation, molecular function: protein binding. The record is from RefSeq and is a predicted model, not a curated record. The coding region runs from base 502 to 2892 and encodes 796 amino acids. Lineage: Eukaryota; Metazoa; Chordata; Actinopteri; Cichliformes; Cichlidae. The transcript has 6 exons.